This is a messenger RNA of Arabidopsis arenosa, 740 nucleotides long. NCBI's taxonomy places the organism in Eukaryota, Viridiplantae, Streptophyta, Magnoliopsida, Brassicales, Brassicaceae. The record is from the annotation of a GenBank genome assembly.
AUAGCGAAAUCUCUAAUUACUUAAUCUCUGAAUGUUGUUUAAGAUAAUAAUAAUCUAAAAGUGAUUAACUAAAGGAUUAAUUUGUGGAGAUUAAAAGAAGUUUCAAUGGCAAGAGGUCGAAAGCUGACGAUGAGCCAGAGCGAGAGGUAUCUAGGAAGCAGCUACAGUUACGGUGACAGUAACGGAAACUCCGUCACCGACGAAUCAGAGCUCACGGAGGAGGACAUCUGGUCACAUGCCGUCGAUCACAGCCCGGAGAUGCUGGAAUCUCACGGCGCGUGGAACACACGCGAUGCUGUGGUGAGGAAUGGGCGCGUGGGUGGUGGUUUGUCGCUGGCGUUUGAGGACGCGUCAUCUUCGCCGAGGAUCGUGCACCAGAUACGUGGCGGAGGAGAAGGAGGAGGCGGUGGAGGAGGAGGAGGAGGAAGAGUUGAGAGGCAGUUGGCGUCGUCGGCGCCGGUGAACGUGCCGGAUUGGAGUAAGAUAUACAGAGUCAACUCGGUUGAGUCGAUACACGAGUCGGAGGAAGAGGAGGAGGAAGAUUCCGGGAUGAUGAUGCCGCCGCAUGAGUACCUAGCGCAGAGCCAAAAGCGGCGGAGCAGAAAAUCUGGUGGCGGUGGCUCGGUGUUUGAAGGAGUUGGAAGAACUCUCAAAGGACGAGAAUUAAGGCGCGUCCGAGACGCGAUUUGGAGCCAAACAGGGUUCUACGGCUAAGUUAGUAAUAUAUAAUUUGAAGGGAA